AUGACGGACGCAGAGGAAUCGCAAAGCCAAUCCUACCUCGACUCUGCUCGAGAACUCGUCUCAUCAGCAGGCGCCACUGCGCAGUCCGCAUACGAGCAAGCAGCUCAAAAAGCAUCGGACGUGUACCAAGCCACACCCGCCAUCCUGCCCGGUUCUCAAAGCGAAAAGUACUCGGAGGACAGUGGAGCAGUGCCGAAUGAUGGAGGCGUUGCGAAUGCCGAGAGCGGAGAAUCAGCGGCACCGUCUGGCAAGGAGGAGAGAAUCGAAGAGACCAGAUCCAAAGGACGUGAGUGGCGCACAACGAGCCGAGCCGAGCCGAGCCCUUCCCUGCCUCUGCGCUUAGCAUUGUGCGAUGUUGCAUCUUACGAUGAUGUCUCUGUUGCAUGCUACACUCCAGCUUCGGAUCCCGCACGCCUGAACAAGUCGCAGCAAGACAUUGGCACAGAGUACAAUGUACCAACGUGAGUUCCUAGCGGGCGACGUGGACCGCGUUCGCCCCAAUCCGGCUCGCUGGCGGCCAAGGUAGGAGAGAUGCAGCUCAUCUGACUGAGCUCUCAUCAUCUCCUGGCUUUGUUGCGCCUGUCACAGCGCUGCCGGUCAAGGGACGACGCGCAGUGCCGACGAAAAGGCAUUGGAAGCGGCCAAGAACGAAAAAGGAGCAAAGCAAGCCAAUGUGCCUCAGGACUACACUGACGAGCCAUGUCCCAACAGCAACAAUAAUGGAGGCGAAAAGCCUCACGAACCAAAGGCAGGCGGCAGACCACGAGGGAACUCGGAAGCUGUUUCGGAUUAUGGAAGCUACGACAAUGAUGGCAGACCGACCAGAGGCAUCGUAGGCAAAGCUCUAGCUUCGGCACAGGGCAACGCUAAAGUCAUCGCUGGCAAGAUCCAGAAGGACGAGGACAAGGUGGAGACCGGCAAAGCUCUCAAGCGCGGCGAGAUCUGA
This is a messenger RNA of Ceraceosorus bombacis, 946 nucleotides long. NCBI's taxonomy places the organism in Eukaryota, Fungi, Basidiomycota, Exobasidiomycetes, Ceraceosorales, Ceraceosoraceae. The record is from the annotation of a GenBank genome assembly.